GUGCCGCUGCAGAGAAACCCGAGAGAGCUCCGGCGGAUACAGAAGGAGAAUCGGCGCAAGAAUCCCGUGUUGAAGAAUGCCCACGUGUUCGAAACCACGUCACAGUACUCCAAAUCACGCAGUGUAGCUCUCGUGGCUAAGGAAGGUAGGUAA
Sphaeroforma arctica JP610 is the source of this 153-nucleotide messenger RNA. RefSeq lists its product as hypothetical. The annotation marks the transcript as partial. The record is from RefSeq and is a predicted model, not a curated record. NCBI's taxonomy places the organism in Eukaryota, Ichthyosporea, Ichthyophonida. The transcript has a single exon.